Molecule: messenger RNA, 1012 nt
Organism: Pelagomonas calceolata
Lineage: Eukaryota; Pelagophyceae; Pelagomonadales; Pelagomonadaceae
Source: the annotation of a GenBank genome assembly
AUGCGGCUGCUAGCAGCGAUUCUCCUGUGCCAUGCGCGCGCACUGCUGCCGCCUGCUCCGCUCCGCACCGCCGUGUCGAAAGGUGUCUGUCUGCCUGUGCCCAGCGCCCGCCCCGCGCGGCGGGCUGCCAAAGCCGGCAUCGCGCGGUCCAGCACAGCUGACGACGCGUCCGUGGACCGCGUUACGCCGUCGACCUUCGGCGACCGCACCGUCGGCGGCGUGCGCCUGGACCGCAUUUCGAGGCUCGUGGUCGCGGCCGGCGCGGCGUUCGGCGGCUACGUGCUGGGCAACGACUACCUGAACGUCGCGAUCGUCGAGGUGCUGGGCAUCGACCGGAGCCAGGGCGUCGGCGCGUUCGGCCCGUUCGUGACCCUGCUCGCCCUGAUCUACUCGACGAUCCUGGGCUCGAUCUACUCGCAGCUGUCGAGCCGGCAGGGCGCGAUCCAGGACUCCCUCUUCGCGGAGGCGUUCGCCGUCCGCGACGUCGCCGAGGUCUGCGACAUCGUCAAUAGGAGCAGCAAGAAGACCGACCUGGGCGAGGCGCGGCGGGCCAUCCGGGCGCACGCGGAGACGCUGCGCGAUGCGGUGGACGGCGAGGCCGCCGACGGUGCGGACCAGGCGUCGCUCGCGCGGCUGCUGGGGGCCGUGGACGAGGUCGACGCCGCGGCCGGCGGCGGCGCGGUCUGCGCGCGCGCCGUCAACGCGUACGGCGCCGCGGUGUCGGCCCGGUCGGCGCGGGCGUCCGCGCUGGCGUCGACGAUACCGCCGAUCAAGCUCUACUCCUACGUCAUCAUUUCGAGGAUCCUGCUGGCCGUCUUCCUGUUGGUGGACUUGGGCUCGCUCCGCUUCGAGGCGGUCCUGUUCGCCACGCUCGUGGCUGCUUUUCAGCUCAUCGAGUCCUUCGUCGAGGACCUGUCGGACCCGUUCGGCGGCGCCUGGAGCGUCGCGUCCGCGCGGGAGGAGGUCGACGAGCUCCUGAAGAGUCUGCCUAGGGACUAACUUUUAAUCUUAA